This is a messenger RNA of Prorocentrum cordatum, 482 nucleotides long. The record is from the annotation of a GenBank genome assembly. NCBI's taxonomy places the organism in Eukaryota, Dinophyceae, Prorocentrales, Prorocentraceae.
UGAAGGACGACCUGAAGGGGACCCCCUCCCGAGAGGGCCAAGGACAAGUGGGCGAAGAUGGCGGACAGCGAGGAGGGCCAGGCGGUGGUCAACGAGACGUUCACUGUCUGCAGGCCGAAGGACGCAUGCUCGAUGGACGACCAGCCCGCCGAGCAGAAGAUAACCAGAGUCACAGUAAGUUUCAGCAAGUGGGCAGAUUUCCACCAGUUCGACGAAGAGGAUGUGAGCAUGCCCGCGAUCGAGGAGAUACGGAUGGCCUUCAUCACAGCGAUGCAAAAGCAGGGAGCGGAGAAGAUGUCGGGCCAGGCACCGAGCCCAGGGUUUGCGAGGGUGGUGCGGGGGCAGCUUCGCGUGAACAUCGAGACAUGAUCAGGAAAGAGUGCAGGGAGGCAGCCAGCAGAACGAACGCAGCCCAUAGCGAGUCUGAAAGGCUUGGGAUUCCUGAAGCGGAGGAACAUGGCCAGGCGACACAUCCUGCCGAG